Fundulus heteroclitus (mummichog) is the source of this 631-nucleotide messenger RNA. Its product is annotated as protein LBH-like. Lineage: Eukaryota; Metazoa; Chordata; Actinopteri; Cyprinodontiformes; Fundulidae. The transcript has 5 exons. The record is from RefSeq and is a predicted model, not a curated record. The coding region runs from base 142 to 429 and encodes 95 amino acids.
GAUUGGAGGAAACCUCACAGGACUUGGAUCAGAGAGCAGCAGCAGCAGGUGUCUGCCGGAUCACCUGGAGAUCUCUGAACUUUCAGCUUUAAUUCCAGCUUCUGCACCUGAUCACCAGCUUCCUCUCCCUGAUUGGCUGGGAUGACCAACAAGGUGAUCAACACCUGGGACUCAACAGUGGGCGGAGCUCCAUCAGAGGACGCCGCACCUUUACAGGUGUUCCCGGACGCGAAGGAACGUGCUCCGAAGCUCUCCAAGCGGGUCCCUUCCAUCGUGGUGGAGCCCACGGAUGGAGACGACGUGGAGAGCGGAGAGCUCCGCUGGCCUCCUGAUGACGCUGGCGGUGAUGUCACAAAGCGGCAUCAGCAGGUGACAGGCCGACCCAUGGAGGGGGCGGACCCUCAGGAGCUGGUGAUGGGCGGAGUCUAACACAGCCAGGUGAGGAGGCAGAGCCAACACACCUGAGAAGACCUCUGGAGGCGGAGUCCCAACACCAACAAUCAGUGGACUGAUAUAUUAAUGAAAAAACCUUUAAAUGUAUUCAUGUUAUUUUUAUUGGUAUUUUUUGAGGAAACUUUGUCCUAUUUGCUUUAAGUGCUGUUUUCACAGAUCAAUAAACAAUUUGUUUGAA